AUGAGUUGUACUGAUCUGCGAGAUCUGAGCCAUGGAGGAAGCUUCUCCUUCAGCUGCUCCGAGUCAGAUUUGAACUUCUCCUCUCUUUCUCAUUUCACCGACGAUGACGAAGAUGACGAUGAUGCUGAUGGCACGAGUGAUGAUGGAUCAUACAUCGAAAUAGCCCUUGAUCACCAUGAUCAUCCUAAACCAAGUUGUGAUCGAGAUGACGAUGAUCGUGUUGGAGGCCGCUUAGACCAUGUAGAUUACUUGCGUUUAUCUUUUUCAUCUAGCCUUCUCCCGGAGCUCUCCACCCGCACCCACCAAAACAUCUCUGAGCCUCCUAACGACCAACCAGUAAACCAGACGACAUCAUCUUCAGCGUCGUGCACUUUGAGCUCUUCGUCCACGGAAAGCAGUUGUGGGGCUCGGAAAGAGGGAUCUGAUCAAGACUCUUCCAUGCUGCAAAGAAGCACCGCUACUAAAAGAGGGAGAUUGCCUGCAGUCAACACGUUACUCUUUGGUCUCCGGUCAUCGUCGGAAUUGUCUAUCCACGCGGACAAUGUUCACGUGGCACGUAGCAGGAAAGCAACAAACAUGAGAAGCUCCAUAAACGGUGGCAUAAUGAAGCUGCUGUUCAAGUUUCGAGCCAUAAAUUUGGGAGCCCUGGUAGCCUCAAUUGUGAAGCCCCGCCAAGUUGCCUGCGAUCCCGGUCGAAGCAAGAAGAAGACAAAAUCAAAAAAGAGUGUUCUGAAGCCUCUGGACAAAUGGUUGGCGCAGAAGAAACAAGGGAAGCGCAAUGAUUCAGAAGAAGGAGAAGGUGAGGAGAAAUAUUCGAGGGUUUUGGAAAUAAACUUGGGCGCAGUUAGAGGGGUUUUGGAAGCCAUAGGAAAUAGCAUGAGCACAGGCAUUGGUCGAAAGGAUAGAAGAACAAGAAGCUGCCCGAGUUCGAUCAAGUCGUCGCCGAUUCACAAAGGGUUUGCGAGUGAUGAGAGAAAUAAAGUGUAUGUUUAUGCAAGAGAGACCUCAAUUCAGGCUGCAAUUGCCCACUGUAAAACUUCAUUUGAGCAACCACCCACAUCGGCCUGA
Messenger RNA from Prunus armeniaca (apricot), 1068 nucleotides. Lineage: Eukaryota; Viridiplantae; Streptophyta; Magnoliopsida; Rosales; Rosaceae. The record is from the annotation of a GenBank genome assembly.